AUGUUUCAUAAAUAGUACAUAGAGUAGGUUCAGAAUAAGAGUUUUUCGAUAUUGGAAGGGAAGGAAUAUCAUUUUUUAGGUGAUAAGUUGGUAUUGAGUGAGAACUCAGAUGAAGAGGAGAUAAAACAUUAGAAGAAAUAAUUUAAGGUUUUGUAGAAGACAAGAAAAAAAUUGAAUUGGAGAAAGAGUAUGGGAUUAAUUUUGGUUUAGAAAAGAUCAAGUGCAAUGUCUUAUGUAGAAUUUAAUUGGGUUAAAAUAUAAUUGCGUAUAAGAGGAAUAUUGAAAAAGAUGAUAAAAGGAUGUACUAUAGAAAAACCAUAUAUUUUAAGUCCAGAUGGGUCAUUGAAGAUGAUGUGGGAUUUAUUGUGUCUUGGAUUAGUGAUGUAUGAAAUGAUAAGCAUUCCAUUAUAAAUAAGUUUUGAGAUUGAUGUGAGUGUAGAAUUUUCAAGAGUGUCUACAGGAAUAUUUGCAUUUGAUAUUUUAUUGAAUUUUAAUACAGGAAUAUUUGAAGAUGGUUUAUUAAAGUUGAAUAGAAAUGUAAUAAUAAGGGAUUAUUUAUAAUUUUGGUUUUGGGUUGAUUUUACAACAACAUUUCCAUAUGAUAUAAUACUGGAUGAAUCUUCAAAUUAUAUAUAGAGUGCAAAAUUAUUAAGAUUAUUAAAAUUUUUAAGAUUUAUAAAGAUUUUAAAAUUAUUAAGAUUAGCAAAAUUAAAGAAGAUAAUUGACAAAUUUAAUGAAAUAUUGUAAUUGAAUUCAAUUUUGGCAGCAAUAUUAACAUUUUCAAAGUUAUUUUUAUUUGUGUUAUUUUUUGCACAUCUUUUAGGAUGUAUAUUUCAUUUUACAGCAUAAUAAGAAGAUAAGAAUAAUUCAUGGUUAGGUGAUUUAUAUGAUGCUAAUUGGUAUAUAAGAUAUAUAAAUGCAUUAUAUUGGGGAGUUACAACAAUGACAACAGUAGGAUAUGGUGAUAUAAGUCCAUUAAAUCCGGCUGAAAGAAUGUUGGGUAUUUUUUUAUUAUUAAUUGCAUGUGGUGGUUUUGCAUUUACAAUGAAUUCAAUUGGAUUUGCAUUAUAAAAAAUAAGUGAGAAAUAAAGUUAAACUAAAGAUAAAUUGAGUUAAGUAAAUAAAUAUAUGAAGAAAGCUAGAAUUCCUGAAACUCUAUAAAAUAAGAUAAGAAAAUAUUUAGAAUAUGUUUGGGAAAGAAAUGGAGGAGUUGUAUUAUAAUAAAUAACAGGAGCAUUAUCAGUUGAUUUAUCUAAAGAAUUAUAAGAAUAAGUUAAUGGGAAAUUGUUUGGUUAUUUAGAUAUAUUUUGGUCAAACCAUUAAUAUGAUUUUUUAGUGAUUUAAAUAAUGCCAAUAAUGAGAGAAAAAGUAUUUUGUCCAUAAGAAAUUAUAUUUGAUGAGAAUGAAUAAGAUAAUUAUGAUAUAUUUAUGAUUUAAUCUGGAGAAGUAGAUAUAUAUUUUUAGAAAACUAAUAUUACUGUUGAUAAAAAAGGUAAAAAUGAAUUCUUUGGAGAAAUCAGUUUUUAUUCAGGUUAGAAAAGAACAGCAAGUGCUAAAAGUGUAGAUUUUUCAAACAUAUUUAUUAUUAAUUCAAUUAACUUUUUGAAUUUAGCUAGAUCUAAUAGUAAUGAAGUUUAAACUUAUUUUAAAAUAAGACAUAAAAUAGUAUUUGAUAAAGAUUAUAGUGCCAUAAGUAUUAGAUGUUAUAUGUGUUAGAUGGAUGAUCAUAUAGCCAGAGAUUGUCCAUCAUUGCACUUCUAAGUGUAAAUUAUGUGAUUGAUAUUAGAUAGGCAUCCCAUUAUUUAGCCUUCUUAUAAUAAGUAAAACAUGUUUAAUAAUCUUCAUUUGUUAGAAAAGAUCGAAUGGAUUUUAACGCAAGAUUUCAUAAUAAUCUUGUAUCUAAUACUUAAAGUAAAUUUAUACAUACAGAAAAGAAGAUUCAUUAUUAUUAAGAACAUAAGUCUCAUUUAAUACUUAGUGUUGAAUAAUUAGAAGUCUAAAGUAUUUAAACUGAAGAAGAUGAUGAAAAUCCAAUCAAUUAAAUUAAUAAAUUAGAUAAUUUUGAUCGUAGAUUUAAAUCAUCAGUAAGAUUAAAACAUCGUAAAUUUGAUAAUACUGCUCAUUCAACUUAAUAUAAUGGUCGAAGAACUAGAAAACAUAAAAGAGUUACAACUAUCAUCCGACGUGAUCCUUAGGGUAAAUUAACUAUUUCAUGUGGCUCUGAUGAUGAUUAAAUUGAUAGAGUUGCUUUAGAAAGAAUAAAUCAAUAUUUAGAAGAUUUCCAUAAAAAAAUUUCUAUGUCACGUAAAAAAGAAUGGAAAGAAUUCUCAUCUAUACCUAAUUUUGAAAAAUAUCAUGAAUAUCAUAUCUAUUAUCCAGAAAGUAAUAUUUCUAAAAUUAUACCAUAAUAUUAAAAAUAGAAAGCAAAAAUUAUGACUGAUGUUUCACUAAAUUCUUAAAAUUUUGGAGAAGAAGAACUAAUUGCUUAUGCUUAAUAUUAUUCUUACGACUUAGAAACUUUUUAAAUCUCUAAUUUCUUUAGUAAAACAUAAAAUAGAAAUCAUAUAACUUACGAAGAAUAACGCAUCUCAAGAUUAGAUAGAAGAACAAAAAAAAUGCUCAAUUAUAUUCGUAAACCUACCAGAGUAUAUAUAUUCAUAAUAAUCUAGAUUAAAACAGCCAUUUUAGUACUUAAGGCUGUUAAGAGAUUUUCUAAAAGCUUAAAAAAUAUACCUGUUUUAUGA
Paramecium sonneborni is the source of this 2744-nucleotide messenger RNA. The record is from the annotation of a GenBank genome assembly. NCBI's taxonomy places the organism in Eukaryota, Ciliophora, Oligohymenophorea, Peniculida, Parameciidae.